This is a messenger RNA of Carassius carassius (crucian carp), 1229 nucleotides long. Its product is annotated as receptor-type tyrosine-protein phosphatase H-like. NCBI's taxonomy places the organism in Eukaryota, Metazoa, Chordata, Actinopteri, Cypriniformes, Cyprinidae. The coding region runs from base 150 to 1229 and encodes 359 amino acids. The transcript is spliced from 6 exons. The record is from RefSeq and is a predicted model, not a curated record. Gene Ontology annotation, molecular function: protein binding.
AGAGCAGCAGUGAAUGGCUGUAUCUAGAGAGUGUUUGUGAGACAGACGCAGCAUUUAUCUGGUCGAAUGAAUCUCACCUGGAUUUAUCUGCUGGUCUUACACUUGCUCUACGAUCGGAAGAUGAAUCAAAGGAUCAAACUGUCUCGUAUAUGGCACUCACAAACACUCAAGACACAGUGAGAGUUCAAGGUCUCUCUCCUGGACAUGUCUAUCAUUUCUCACUGGUUCUUAUGCGCCCCAGUGGGGUGUCUCAGACACUUGGACCCAUUUUCUUUGCCAAUACAAAGCCAAAUCCUCCUCAGAAUCUCACAGUGACAGCUGUCACGUCCAGUCAGAUUGCAUUGUGUUGGACUGCCCCCGAUUCUACCCAUAAUGCUCAGUUUGAGAACUUCAUCCUGCACUGGGUGGAUCUAGUCUCUGGCAGAGGCCUUGCCAUUCACUUGGAAAAGUUGAAUCAGAGCGCUGUGAUUGGUGGGUUGAAGGCAUAUCGUGCCCACAGGAUCACAGUUGUGUCUGUCACAGCUCAAGGUGUGGAAAGCUCUGACAGUCUGUCCGUGACUGUUAUCACAGAGGUUAGUCCUCCACACAGGGUCUCAGCUGAUGCUGUGGGUCUGGAGAACAUGACUGUGUGCUGGUGGCCUUCACUGCAUGAGGAAGUUGAUCAAUAUUACAUCAAGCUCCAUCCACAAAAAAAUCAGGAUCAAACUAGAGAGUUCUGGGUAAAUGACUCCACCUGCAUCUCUCUUACACAGCUCAAAUCAGGUGGGACAUAUGAAGUGGGAGUGGCUGCAUUGAAGGGCAGAAACAUGAGCGUAGCGACAACCAUACAACAGACUCUAAAACCUGAUAGCAUCCAGAUUGCUGUCCCAUACACAGUUGGCACACACUCUGUGGAGCUCUUUGUGCAGAUGCCCAGAAACAGCAUUUAUGAUGGCGUCACCAUUACUUACCAGAAUAAUCGAUCCUGGACGCCAGUGUCCAAAGACAGCACCAAACUGUUAGUCGACAACCUGAGUCCAGGAACACAGUAUGACUUUAAUGUGUUUGUGACCAGCAGAGACACGAGCAGUGAAGGCUUUGUUCUGCCACCUGUGAGAACCUGUUUGUCUCCGCCCACUCAUGUGCGUGCUGGUGUUGUGACUGACAGCUCUAUAGAGCUCCUGUGGGACGGGGCUGAGGGGGGCAGCCACCAUUAUGAGGCGCUGUGUGCAGAAGGUAGUCGACACUAG